Molecule: messenger RNA, 1311 nt
Organism: Fraxinus pennsylvanica
Lineage: Eukaryota; Viridiplantae; Streptophyta; Magnoliopsida; Lamiales; Oleaceae
Source: the annotation of a GenBank genome assembly
AUGUUCAAGUCUGCAAAAUGGAGAAGCGAGAAGAUCAAAGUUGUAUUCAAAAUGCAGUUUCAAGCAACACAGGUGCCACAGAUAAAAGCCAAAACCCUGACGCUUUUGGUGGUUCCAGCAGAUGUAGGAAAGCCAACAGUGAGAUUGGAGAAAGCUCCAAUCUUCGAAGGAAACUGCUACUGGGAACAUCCUAUUUAUGAGACUGUAAAAUUAGUAAGGGAGCCGAAGGUGGAAAGAUAUAAAGAAAAAAUCUUCCAUUUCAUUGUGUCAACUAGAUCAUCAAAAUCAGGUGUUCUGGGAGAAAACUCGAUUGACCUUGCAGAUCUAGUUGAGGCUACUAAACCAUUGACAUUAUCUCUGCCUCUACAGACUUCAAACACGGGUGCAAUUUUGCAUGUCACAAUUCAGAAGAUGCAAGGAGAUCUUGAUUCAAGAUGUACUGAAGAAAGUGAAGCACUGGUGGAAGAUUUUGAUAGCUAUGGGAAAAGAAAUCUACAAUCUCCUGAAGAUGGAAGCUUUAGAGAUACAGAACCAGAUAACAAUGGUGUAUAUCAGAGAUCCUACACAGAUAUGUCAUUAGAUUGUGCUUCAGAUCGAAGUAUAAUUGAUAAAACAAACAGCUUUGACGAAACCUGUUCAAGAGGUGAGGUAGAAGAAAAUUCCGUUGAUAUUAUUGGAAAGUUGAAAAAUCAAAUAACAAUGUUAGAAAGGCAGGCAGAAGUUUCAGAAUUGGAAGUCCAAUCCCUUAGGAAGCAGGCUAUAAAGGAAAGCAAAAAGGGACAGGAACUAUUAAAGCAGAUUGAUUGCCUUAAGGAGGAGAGGGAUGCAAUUAUAACCCAAUGUGAACAACUCAAGUCCUUACAAAAUGGUAACAAUGAUGAUGUAGUUUCAAGUGUUACAAAGAAGGAGACUGAAAAUUUGAGGACUUCACUUGAAGAUUUUAAGCAAGAACUUAAAAGUGAGAAGCAAUCUAAUAAGAGAUUGAAGCAGCAGCUGCAGAAGACAGAAGACUCGAAUUCUGAACUGGUUCUAGCAUUACGAGACCUUGAAAGAAUGUUGGAUCAAAAAAAUAUGGAAAUAUCUCGACUUUCUAGCAAAAUAAAGGUGAAUCACAGCGGCGAUGAGGCUCUUGCAAUAUCAUCCAAGAUAAAGAAAGAUUGGGAUCGAGAAAAGAAAGCAAAGGAUGACCUAAUAAGCAAGCAAAGAAAUGCUGAUGAAGCAGAAAUGCUGAAAAAGGAAAUUAAAGACCUCUAUUGCGAAAUAGAAGAGAACAUCCCUCCAUUGCUUGAUUCUUUUCUACUUUUGCUUUGA